Teleopsis dalmanni is the source of this 1933-nucleotide messenger RNA. RefSeq names its product tyrosine kinase receptor Cad96Ca-like. Gene Ontology annotation, molecular function: calcium ion binding. Bases 188 to 1933 code for a protein of 581 amino acids. Gene Ontology annotation, cellular component: membrane. Lineage: Eukaryota; Metazoa; Arthropoda; Insecta; Diptera; Diopsidae. The record is from RefSeq and is a predicted model, not a curated record. The transcript has 6 exons. Gene Ontology annotation, biological process: homophilic cell-cell adhesion.
AGUGCGAAGCAGAGAUCAGUUCAUCAAAAGUUGUUCGUGGAUUGAGUCGUGGUUGCGUACGAAAAGUUUGAAACGGUUUUUACGGUAAACUGUGCAAAACGGGAAAGUUUUAUUGAACUUAUGAAAUUCAAUUUGAAUUUUAAAUAUUUUACUCUACAAAAGUUUCGCGUGGGCAGUUGAUUAAACAAUGGAUGAUUAUCACUGUAGGCCUUUUAAGAGGUCAUACAGUGGAUGUCGGUGUCAACCAGCAAAAUGCAGCUUAUUUAUGGCAGUUAUUGCGGUCGGAAUAGCAGUUGUUUUUAUUAAGCCAGCAACAAGUCAACAUCAUUCAUUACUGAACACACCACCAAUUCUCAUUGUGCCGGAACGGAAUUGGCGCAUAUCCGAGACCGAGGAAGUUGGCCAAAUAAUUGCAAGAGUUCGUGCUGAAGAUGCAGAGAGUGAUGAACUGGUAUUUGGAUUGGAGCCACAUUUUCAUAGUAACUAUGCUGAUCCGGGGGACGACGGUGGCGUUGGAGUGACCCGUGAUAAAUUACCAUUUCGCAUAGAUCCAGUCAGAGGAUAUGUUUACCUAAACGAGAGUCUUGUUGGUCGGGGAGGUGAGAAUAUAUUUUUGUACAUUACUGUUUCCGACGGCCAAUUAACUGCAAAGAACGAGGUGUUCGUGAAUAUACUUGGCAAGAAUGAUAAGAAUUCAGGCUCACGCGCUCCACCUUCCAUAUCGAAUGUUGUACAAAAUAUUUCGCAAUUUUGGCCAGCGUUCAACGAACUGCCGGGCGUGCAAUCCAUUAGAAAUCAACAGCCAAAUAGAUUGCCAGCAAAUUCUUUGCCUCCAGGCUUUGGUAUAAAUCCUUCCUAUUAUGCACCAAAUCGUAAUGGUGGUGUUGGUUAUCCGCCAAUGCUCAAUUUUAAUCCAAACCAACAAUUACCAAUUUGGUCGAAUAGCAAUAGCAAUAGCAAUAGCAAUAGCAACAGCAAUAGCAAUGCUGACAACAGUGAUGAGCAUGAUAAUGACAUUGAGACGGAGGAUAACCAAGUGACAACGCAAACAGCGACAACAGGAAUUAUGUCGCCAACGACAACAAGUCGAACCAAGCUGACGCCUAUUCGUAACAAUUCCAGUAAUCGCAAUGCAUCACUGUCACACUCGCACAAGAAUAACACAACUCUGCGGCCGUCAUUAGGACAAAUUGAUACGGUCGAUGCAGACGCUGCUGCUGAUGAGACGAUUGUAUAUACUCAAGAUGGCACAACAGGGACAACGACAACAACAGCAACAUCAACGACUGCCUAUUCGAUUAAGGCAACUAUAAUUCCGGUCAUAAUCGCUGUUUGUGGGCUAUUUGCGGCAGCUGCUCUAAUCAUUGGAUUUUUGUAUCGCAAACAUUUGUGCGCCAUUAGUAAAACGCUAAAGAAAAAAUCAAAAGAGGAAAUGGCCAAAAAGUCGAAUCAGAGUAAUUCAAGCAGCAAUCUAACCGAAGACAGCCGGAAUUCAAUGGUCAUGCAACACUGGAAUGGGCCAACUGCUUAUGGUAAUCGCUAUGUACCAUGGGAAAGGGAUCAGCAACUGCAGCAGGCUUUGGCAACGUCGCAGCUAUCAACAAGUGCCAUGAAUGGCAUUGCCGUGCCUGGUGAUGUUUCCUCGGUUGGUGUAUUGGGCGGUGGGAUGCUGAAUGGUGUCGUAGGCGGUGUUGGCGCCAACAAUGCCAGUCAGAAUAAAUACGAUCGAUGGGAAUUCCCAAGGCACCGAUUGAAGUUCUUCAACAUAUUGGGAGAAGGCGCCUUCGGCCAAGUAUGGCGUUGUGAAGCAACCGACAUUGAUGCACUUAAAACUUUGUUGGUCAUUAAUCCUUUUAAUGUGCGGGAAAACUAUGCAACUGAAAGUCAAAUAGAACUGAAAUCUGAAAACUCGAAACUGAAAACGGAAAACUGA